This is a messenger RNA of Artibeus jamaicensis (Jamaican fruit-eating bat), 3488 nucleotides long. RefSeq names its product mucin 4, cell surface associated (gene MUC4). The coding region runs from base 1 to 3438 and encodes 1145 amino acids. The record is from RefSeq and is a predicted model, not a curated record. Lineage: Eukaryota; Metazoa; Chordata; Mammalia; Chiroptera; Phyllostomidae. The transcript has 23 exons. Gene Ontology annotation, biological process: cell-matrix adhesion.
AUGCCAGGAGCAAUCACAACCUCACUGAGGACAGCCAGCAAGAGAAGCACAGCAACAUCAGUACCCUCAACAACUUCCCAGGCCCUUAUAACCUCAACUCCCAGCACAUCCACAGGCACACACUCAACAGUUACCUCAGUCCCUAUCAAUCCCAAGAAAGGUGUUUCCCUCUUUCCCUACGGGCCACACGUUAGAGACCAGGAGUUUAUCAGGAGGAGAGUAGACUUCACCUCGCCGCUCUUCAAGCCCCAGAUUGGCUUCCCUUUCGGCUCCUCUCUCCGAGAUUUCCUCUAUUUCACAGAUAAUGGUCAGAUCAUUUUCCCGGAAUCAGAGUACCAGAUUUUCGCCUACCCCAACCCUCCCCUUAGAGGCUUCACGGACAGGGACCAGCUGGCCAUUGUGGCUCCAUUCUGGGGCGAUGCUGAUUUCUCCAGCCACCAGGGAACCAUAUUUUACCAGGAAUAUGAGACGCUCUAUGAUGACUACAAACCACUUGUAGUCCAGCAGGUGGAAUCUUGGAUUGAAAAGUUUACAAAUACCUGGAACUACAAAGCCAGGUGGACCCUAAAGGUUACAUGGGUCAAUGCCUCUGCUUAUCCUUCCCAGUGGACCUAUGGGACCAGCACCUACCAGGCCAUCCUCUCCACAGACGGAAGCAGAUCCUUUGCCCUGUUUCUCUACCAAAGUGGUGGGAUGCAGUGGGAUAUGACCCAGCACCCAGGCAACUGGGUCCUCAUGGGCUUCUCCAGUGGAGAUGGUUAUUAUAAAAACAGCCCGCUGACAUUCCAGCCAGCGUGGGAGAGGUAUCGUCCAGACCAAUUUCUGAAUUCCAACUCAGGCCUCAGAGGGCUACAGGUCUAUACGCUACACAGUAGAGAAAGACCCAACUACCGUCUCAGGUGCCUGCAGCGGUUGAAGAGACAACCUCAGUUUUCCAGCUUGGGCUGGGACCACAUCUCCUGCCCUUGCUCUUGGCAGCAGGGACUGUGGGACUUACGGUUCCAGCCCAUCCACAUAGGCUGGUGGGGCCUCGGCAGCAGGCAGCUGUGCAGCUUCUCCUCCUGGCGUGGGGGCGUGUGUUGCAGCUACGGGCCAUGGGGAGAGCUUCUCCAAGGCUGGAGAGUGCAGAGUCUUUGGCAGCUUGAGCAAGAAGUGGAGCUGCAGGACUGGUGCUGCCACAGGACUGACCAUUCCUCCUUCUGCGCCCUGUACCACCAAAGGCAGCCCCGCAUCAGCUGUGCUUGGUACCAGCCCCCAAGGCCCGCCUGGAUGUUUGGGGACCCCCACAUCACCACCUUGGAUGGUGCCAAUUAUACCUUCAAUGGGCUCGGGGACUUCCUGCUAGUCCGGGCCAGGGAUGGAAACUCCUCCUUCCUGCUUCAGGGACGCACUGCCCAGACUGGUUCAGCCCAGGCUACCAACUUCAUUGCCUUUGCUGCUCAGUACAACACCAGCAGCCUGGAUCCCAUCACGAUUCAGUGGCUCCUUGAGCCCAAUGACACAAUCCACGUGUUGCUCAAUAAUCAGACUGUGAUCUUUGAAGAUGGAGAAGACCAGGAAAUCUUCAAUACCACUGGAGUUAUAAUGAACCGCAAUGGCUCCCUGGUGUCAGCCAGCUUAGAUGGGACAGUGAUCGUCUCAGUGAUUGCUCUCUCCAACAUCCUCCAUGCCUCCUGCAGCCUCCCAGAAGAGUUCCGAAACCGUACAGAGGGCCUCCUGGGGGUCUGGAACAAUUAUCCAGGUGAUGACUUCAGGAUGCCCAAUGGCACUGUUAUUCCCCAGGGGAGCACUGAAAAGGAACUUUUUCACUAUGGAAUGACCUGGGAAAUCAAUGGAACAAACCUCCUUGGCAAGAGGGACAACCAUCUGCCUUCCAACUUCACCCCAGUCUUCUUUGACCAACUGUUGAAAAACAACUCCGUGACCUCCGGGUGCAAUGGAGAUUCACAAUGUAUCUAUGACACCCUGGCCACAGGAAAUGCAGGAACUGGACAGCAUACUAGUAUGCUCUGGAGAAGAUACCAGGAGAUGAACAAAACCCUCAAUCAGAACCCGCCCUCUAUCAAUGGUUUCUCAGAACUGAAAGCCUACAUGGGGAACACCACACUGAUUCACUACAAAAGCAGCUCUAAGGAUGUUACAUUCACUCUCAGAAACAACAACACUGAUGACUUCAAGCUUUUUGAGAAUGGAACAUUGCAAUGGACACCACGCUCGCUGAAACCAUUCACUCUGGAGAUUCUAGCGAGAAAUGUCAAGAACAACUUAUCAUCUUUACUUCAGCCAAAGACUGUGGUCUGUGCUUGUAAGGAAAAGAAACAGUGCUUAUACAACCAGACCAGCUGGGUGGGCAAUUCCUCCUUGGAGGUGGCCGGUUGCAAGUGUGACGACAACAAUUUUGGUCACUACUGUGAACGCUCCAAGGACCUCUGUGAUGAGCAGUGCUUCCCGAAUGUGAAGUGCAUACCUGGGCAGGGCUGUGAGGCUUGUCCUUCAAACCUAACUGGGGAUGGACAUCACUGUGCACCUCUGCAAUACUAUGACCUCUGUCAGAAUACAUCCUGCCCUGUGAAUCAUUGCUACAACCAAGGCCACUGCUACAUCUCCCAGGCUCUGGGCUGCCAGCCCACCUGCACCUGCCCCCCAGCCUUUACAGAUGCCCGCUGCUUCCUGGCUGGGAACAAUUUCACUCCAACCCUCAAGUCAGAGUUUCCAUUAAGAACCAUCCAGAUCUUUCUCAGUGAAGAAGAACAUGCCUCUGUAGAAGAGGUCAACGCCUCGGUGGCCUAUAGACUGGAGAACCUGGAUGUGCAGGCCUUUGUAACGAACAGUGAAGUGAAAAAAAUUGAUCCUCCAGUAGCACUGACCUCAGAAAAAUCCCAACAAUGGAGGGUCAUAUCGAAGUUCCAAUACCGCCCUUGGGGUCCUGUCAUCGACUUCCUGAACACCCAGCUGCUGGAUGCAGUGGUGGAGGCGUUUUUACUACAGGCCCCACAGGGGAGGUGGAAGAGAAGUGAGGGGCCCAGGAACAACGUCGUCUUCAACACCAUCUCUAGAAGAGAUGUGCACAGUUUGAUGGCAUUGAACGUGAGCACGCUGCAGCGUUACCUAAAGUGCAAUGGCUACGAGGGCUACAAACUGGUCUACAGCCCGCAGGGCGGCUUCACUUGCAUGUCCCCCUGCAGUGAGGGCUACUGUGAGCACGGAGGCCAGUGCCAGCACCUGCCCGAUGGGCCCCACUGCAGCUGUGUGCCCUUCUCCAUCUACAUGACCUGGGGCAAGCACUGUGAGCACCUGAGCAUGAAACUCGGCGCCUUCUUCGGGAUUCUCUUUGGAGCCUUGGGCGCCCUGUUGCUACUUGGGGUCAUAGCGUUUGUGGUCCUGCACUUCUGGCGCUCCGGGAUCCAGUACUCCUACCCCCUGGACUCGGAAAACUGAAGCCUCGCUCCAAGGAGCUUAGCUGUGCCUUAAGAUACCUCAAGACCCUC